GACGCGGUGCGCGGGAGGCGGCGCGGCUGGAAGAGAUGGCGACCGAGGGUGAUGUGGAGCUGGAACUGGAGACCGAACCGAGCGGCCCCGAGCGGCCGCCGGAGAAGCCGCGGAAACAUGACAGUGGCGCUGCCGAUCUGGAACGAGUGACCGACUAUGCAGAAGAGAAGGAGAUCCAGAGCUCCAACCUGGAGACGGCGAUGUCAGUGAUUGGAGACCGGCGGUCCCGGGAGCAGAAGGCCAAACAGGAGCGGGAGAAGGAACUGGCAAAAGUUACAAUCAAGAAGGAAGAUCUGGAACUAAUAAUGAAUGAGAUGGAAAUCUCACGGGCAGCAGCAGAACGGAGUUUGCGAGAACACAUGGGCAAUGUAGUAGAAGCUCUUAUUACCCUUACCAACUAACUUUUGAAUGACCACAUCUUGAUGAAUUUAUUUAUUGGAAUAAAGGUUUCUUUCUUUUCCCCAUCUUA
Vombatus ursinus (common wombat) is the source of this 469-nucleotide messenger RNA. RefSeq names its product huntingtin interacting protein K (gene HYPK). NCBI's taxonomy places the organism in Eukaryota, Metazoa, Chordata, Mammalia, Diprotodontia, Vombatidae. The transcript is spliced from 4 exons. Gene Ontology annotation, biological process: negative regulation of apoptotic process; protein stabilization. The record is from RefSeq and is a predicted model, not a curated record. The coding region runs from base 36 to 401 and encodes 121 amino acids.